This is a messenger RNA of Clonostachys rhizophaga, 2328 nucleotides long. The record is from the annotation of a GenBank genome assembly. NCBI's taxonomy places the organism in Eukaryota, Fungi, Ascomycota, Sordariomycetes, Hypocreales, Bionectriaceae.
AUGGGACCGCAAUUGAAGAAGCGCAAGCUUCAUUCCACCCCGACCGACCGCGUCACGAAGCGAUCCAAGCCCUCCGCCGCCGCAUCCAAAUCGAAGCGCAAGGCCGUCGACGCUGCUGCCCUCGCGUGGGAGGCUGUCGAUACCGAAGAGUUUGGCGGUCUCCAGGUCAUCGAGGGCGUUGAGGUCGUCAAGCAAGGCAACAAGGUCCAGUUCCUAGUCUCCGAAAGCCAGCAGAACCCCGAGCAUCGCGAGGCCAAGAACUACGAUGAGGACGGGUCGUUUGAGGGGUUUGGGGAUGACCCUGCUGAGGGCCGGGAUCUCCCCAAGGGCAAAGAUGGGGCUUGUGAGGCUGGGCUGGAGGCUGAGAGGCCUGGUAAGGACGGCAAGGGGGACAAACAAAAGCAAAAGCAGAAGCAGAAGCAGCCGAAGCAAAACAAGCAGCAGCUGGCAGACGCCAAGCUGGCGCCGAACAACUCGAAAAAGUCCUCUGCACAGGGUAACGCCUUCCAGGCCCUGGCAGAUGACGACGCCCAAGAAGAAGAAGGCCUCGACAUGGCUGCCUGGGUGGCGCUGAACCUGUCGCCCCAGAUGCUCUCUGCCAUUGCCAAGCUCAAAUUUGCAAAGCCCACACUGAUCCAGACCAAAACCAUCCCUGACAUUUUGGCCGGUGAGGAUGUUAUCGGAAAGGCCCAGACAGGUUCCGGAAAGACGCUGGCUUUUGGUAUCCCCAUCGUGGAGCGGUGGUUAGAAGAGCACGAGAAGCGACAAGACGAGCUAGACGAAAGUGACGACAAUGCGGACGAAGACGAAAGCGCAGACGAUGCCGAAGACGAUGAGGACAGCGAUGCGAACGGACGAAAGAAACAAAAGACCCCGAUAGCGCUGGUCCUGAGUCCAACACGAGAAUUGGCCAAGCAGCUUGGAGACCAUCUCAAGGCCUUAUGCGAUGGCCUCCCCUCUGCCCCAUACAUCUGUGUCAUCACCGGUGGCCUCAGCAUCCAGAAGCAGCAGCGCCAGCUUGCCAAAGCCGAUAUUGUCAUCGGAACACCUGGUCGUCUCUGGGAGGUCCUCGAGGGAGAUGCAAAGCUCCAGGAGUCUUUCACGAAGAUCAGUUUCCUUGUCGUCGAUGAGGCUGAUCGAUUGCUCAAAGCUGGGCAAUUCAAGGAAGCGGAAGACAUCCUUGGAGCUCUGGAUCGAAAGGAUCCAGAGGAGGAGGAAGAGAGCGAUGAUGAUGAUGAGGAUCUCUCCCCUAGACAGACAUUGGUCUUCUCGGCUACCUUCGAUAAGGAUCUUCAGACUAAGCUAGCUGGCACUGGUCGAAAGCACAAGGGUGAUGAAGACAAGAUGGCCUAUCUGAUGAAGCGCCUCAACUUCCGGAGGGAAGCCAAGUUCAUCGACGCCAACCCUGUACGACAGAUGGCCGAGGGGCUUAAGGAGGGUCUGAUUGAAUGCGGCGCAAUGGAUAAGGACCUCUACCUCUACACCGUCCUGCUCCUCAACCCUAAGCAGCGCACCGUAGUAUUCACAAACUCCAUAUCCGCCGUUCGCCGAAUCACCCCCUUCCUCACCAACCUCGCCGUCAACGCCCUCCCCCUCCACUCUCAGAUGGCCCAGAAGGCCCGCCUCCGCUCUCUCGAACGAUUCACCGCCGCCGCCAAGGCCUCCGUUCUCAUCGCCACCGACGUCGCCGCCCGCGGCCUCGACAUCCCCGAGGUCGACAUGGUCCUGCACUACCACGUGCCCCGCGCCGCAGACACCUAUGUCCACCGCUCCGGCCGUACCGCCAGAGGCGAGCGGAGCGGCGUCAGCGUCCUCCUUUGCUCCCCCGACGAGGUCAUACCCACGCGCCGCCUCGCCGCCAAGGUGCACGCCGAGGCCUCGAACAAGAAGGAGCACUUAAUCCAGACCCUGCCCAUCGACCGGAGGAUCGCGUCUCGGCUGAAGCCCCGGACAACUCUGGCUAAGACGCUGGCAGAUGCGGCGCUGGCCAAGGAGAAGAGCAACAGUGACGACUCGUUCAUGCGCAACGCUGCUGAGGAACUGGGCGUCGAGUAUCACUCAGACGACGAGGAGCUGGGCCGGGGUGGGCGUGGAGGAGGAAGGAAGCGCAAGGAGAAGGCGGCGCGGGAGAUGAGCAAGGCGGAGAUGGGGGCGCUGAGGGCACAGUUGAAGCAUGAGCUCACGCAGAGGGUGAACUUGGGCGUGAGCGAGAGGUAUAUCACGGGCGGAAGAGUGGAUGUGGCCGCUCUUCUCAAGGAACGGGAAAAGGGCACGCAGCUUGGUGUGUUCUUGGGAGGAGAUGCGGCUGGCCUCGGAUUUGAUCUAUAA